AUGCUGUUUCUCCUUGCAUUGGUGCAAGUCGCAAGCGCGAGUCUCGCAACUGUGCAUCGAGGGUUCGGGCAAAAGGGAUAUCUGAGUACUGCAGACUAUACAGGGCAACACCUAAGUACAGAAAUCGACAGCUCAGCUGCCAUUUUUCAUGCCUACAAUCUGUCUGUCCCAAUAGAUCAUUUCCACAAUGAAUCGAGAUAUGAACCCCAUAGCAGCGACACAUUUGCCCUUCGAUAUUGGUUCGAUGCUAGCCACUACAAAGAGGGAGGACCUGUGUUUGUCCUAGAAAGUGGAGAGACUUCCGGCGAAGACCGAUUACCAUACCUGCAAAAAGGUCUAAUCUCCCAACUGGCACAGUUGACAAACGGAAUUGCCGUGGUCCUUGAGCAUCGUUAUUACGGUACAAGUAUACCAACCAAGGACUUUUCAACGGAGAGCUUGCGAUUCUUGACAACAGAACAAGCCCUUGCUGAUGUGGCAUAUUUUGCUCAGAAUAUCAUAUACCCGGGACUUGAAGAUCAGAGUCUUACCUCAAACUUUGUCCCGUAUAUUGCCUAUGGCGGUUCUUAUGCCGGUGCAAUGGUCGCUUUUCUCCGCGUGACUUAUCCGGAUGUCUUCUUUGGCGCCAUUGCAUCUUCAGCGGUCACUGAAGCCAUCGUUGAUUACUGGCAAUACUGGGAGCCCAUACGGCGAAACGCCCCACAAGAUUGUGUUCGCACAGUUGAAAAUCUGACCGGUGUUCUCGACAGCCUUACGUCCAACACCGCCGCAAUCCAAGAUCUGGAAACACUAUUCGGUCUUGAGGAUCUCAGUUAUGUUGAUGACUUUGCAAACGUCCUAAGCUAUCCGCUGUCAAGUUGGCAAGGAAGGAACUGGGAUCCUACCAUUGACGAUCCGACCUUUUUCGAAUACUGUGGCAAUAUCACUGUUUCAGACUCUCUUCUCUACAAGGACGCUACGUCAACAGACAAGAUCGAAAAAGCAACCAAACUCAUUACUACUGCUGGCUGGGGUGAUAGCGAAGGAAGUCGUCAAUUGACGACUCAACUGUUGAACUUUGCAGGCUGGCUUAAUGAGACCAUAGUCUGGCCCUGUAUCGGCAGAGGUCGAAGUGCAGAUUCAUGCUUCUCGUCCCACAAUGUAACCUUCUAUGAACAGGAUGACCUGGCCCAAGACUGGAGACUAUGGGAAUAUCAAGUCUGUACCGAAUGGGGCUACUUCCAAACCGGCAGCAGCACACCCCCCUCCAAACCAGCCAUGAUCUCACGCUCCAUCACAGUCGACUAUAUGAGCUUACCAUGCAAAUACGCCUUCAACAUCACCUCGCCACCUGAGGUAGACACAAGAAUAAACCAUCGAUACGGCGGCUUUAGCCUCUCCUAUCCACGUCUUGCAUUUAUAGGCGGCAAAGCAGAUCCCUGGAGAGAAGCGACCCCCUUUGCGGAUGAUGCGCCUGGCCCAGGACGGAAGAAUACGUUGAAUAGACCGUUUGUGGAGAUCGAGGGGGGUGUUCAUCACUGGGACGAGAAUGGCCUUUUCCCCAACGAGGCGACACCGUCAUUGCCGCCGAAGCCAGUGGCGGAUGCGCAGGCGUAUGAGCAUGAAUUUGUGAAGAUGUGGCUUUCGAUGAAAGAAUGGAUACGACUAACUGGGGAAGGACAGGGUCCUUUGUUCGGCCUUAUUUAG
Molecule: messenger RNA, 1686 nt
Organism: Talaromyces marneffei
Lineage: Eukaryota; Fungi; Ascomycota; Eurotiomycetes; Eurotiales; Trichocomaceae
Exons: 6
Coding region: 1-1686 (561 amino acids)
Biological process (GO): proteolysis
Molecular function (GO): dipeptidyl-peptidase activity; serine-type exopeptidase activity
Source: RefSeq, a predicted model, not a curated record